Ostertagia ostertagi is the source of this 225-nucleotide messenger RNA. Lineage: Eukaryota; Metazoa; Nematoda; Chromadorea; Rhabditida; Trichostrongylidae. The record is from the annotation of a GenBank genome assembly.
AUGACCGAAAACGACCAGAGACUCAGUCAAAUAUGUUCAAAAAUCAAGCGUUCAGCCGACGUAACACAGCAUCACUGGAAGUUCGCAACAUUUGAGAUAUGUUCAAAAAUCAAGCGUUCAGCCGACGUAACACAGCAUCACUGGAAGUUCGCAACAUUUGAGAAGUGCGUUGUCCGGAUAGAUGUUGUCCAACUCCAGCUGUUUAUGGAUGUGUCAUCGAUCUAA